Messenger RNA from Anolis carolinensis (green anole), 2534 nucleotides. RefSeq lists its product as uncharacterized. The transcript has 2 exons. The coding region runs from base 756 to 1445 and encodes 229 amino acids. The record is from RefSeq and is a predicted model, not a curated record. Lineage: Eukaryota; Metazoa; Chordata; Lepidosauria; Squamata; Anolidae.
AAUAUGAGUGUUUUAUCAUCAACCUGUGCAAUUUGUUGUAAAGUGUGCUCAGAGAAAUACCAUAGAUUGUAUCUUCAAUACAGAGCAAAUACAGUUUCUAUUAAAGCUAAUAGACAACUUCACCCCCCCCCCCCCAAUAUCUUCAACUGUUUGACUUCUUUUCGAUUAAAAGCAGCAACAGCUCUGCCUGCUAUAACUCCCCCUAUGCUCUCACAUGCGCUGGUAUACUUUUUUGACCUGUAGGUUAGCAGAGCUCACGUUUUGGCAUUAUCUUACAUUCAACAUAAUCUCAUAGAUGUUUUGCUAAGCUGGAGACCAACAGCAAAUGUCUCAAUGGCUGUGCUCAACGUUCAUUGAUGUCAUUUGAGUGUCCCAGCGCGCUGCUUGCAUACACAAUCCACUUCUGAUCCAGUCUAAUUAUCAGCACGUUCGCAUUGGGAUCAGAUUUGGCGUGGUUUGACGGCAAAGGGAAUGUAACACCAGAAGGCAGCGCUGUCAUAAUCCUUGCAAAUUCCAAAUGCCUAAAUCCCCAUUUACGUUGGUGACUUAGCUAUGUUGUCAUACCAUUGAGAGCUGACAACCGAUAAAUACAGCAUCAAGAGCCACAGCAUGUCAGACCUACAGAGAGCGAAUCUAAAGAAACAGAUACCUGAAAAACGCCAGUGCAAAACAACUAAACAGCCGACUGAAUCGUUCUAAAUAACUGGUGGUGAGAGAGACAGAGCUUGCUUGCUGUUGAAAACUUUGCAACAGAUAUGGAGCAAAGUUAUUCACGAAGGUCUUCGAUGACUUUCUUUCUCAAAGAUGGUAAACUGGUUCACCACAGUGAAAAGUCAAUGGAUCCAGGACAAUGCCAUCUGUCCAAGGGCCGCUCUCGGCGGCUAACGUCACGGAGGCGGUCAAACAGUGUGAGCAUGUGUGUCUUACCAAGUAUCCCAGAAUAUCCAGGCUUCCAGGAUAUUAAGAGGCAUUAUACCAGAGGCAACUCUGUGCUUCAGGAUCUGGGAAGAACAAGACUGGAAAACUCUUCAAGUACAAGAGUGAUAAGCCUAAACAGAAACUUGGGCCACCAAACAGAUCGCUUUGCUAAAGGGCACUGCAAAAAGAGCUUUUUUUAUGACACAACUUUGCAAGACCACUACAAUGACAGGCUCAUGGAGUUUAGAAGUUACAGCACCAAAAAGUCAAAUGGAAAAGGAAACGAGAACCAGAAACCCAGUUUCACCAGCCAGGGACUAAGGCGGAGAAACAGCUGUGGGGCCAGGUUGCAAGAUAUCCUCAGGAGGUUGUCUGAAGACUCCUGCGAUUCAGACCAGAUCGCCGAAAGCAUGCCAACUUGUUCAGAGGAUGAAAGCACCAAUCCGGAAAGCUGUAAGAAGACCUAUUUGGAAAGUUUGACUCUGAGCAUCAAUGCUCCCCUGGAAAUGCUUGUGUGGAGGGAAUAACUACACACUUUCACAGACAUUAAUCAACUAAUUCUUCAGAAAGAAGAAUUGAUACCCAGUAACCUUUGUUAAUAUUCAGGAGGCAUACCUAAAUAUGACAUUUCUCAUGGUGCGUGAUACACAAGAUGCUUAGAUAAUGCAUGGCAGUACUGUCUGCUAUGAUCAAUAUUCAACUACACUCUGAAACUAUACAUGCAAGGAUUUCAGUGUUGGUUGUAUUCUGUCCAGAUUUCUUAGAUGGCAGCUGUAUUUCUCAUUCUAAACUCUUAUUUGAAUAACUUGAUCUCACUAUUUUGAGUAGUUCAAAUAACUGUAUUUCUCAUUUACCGUAUGAGUUUAUAUUUGUUUUUAUAGAUGUGUUUUCCUUGGUGCUAUCAGUCGGAAAUAAACUCUGAAACAUGUAUUAGACACUUAAGAAGUUUUUCAAAUGGCAAGCCUUGGCACAACAUUGCAAUUUGCAUUCUGAAUAUGAUUUCCUUUAAGCCCAGAAUUACAAAUGUAGAUUUUUCAAACCUUAGAUAUUUCAGGCUUUAGGCUUCACACCAGUGGUUCUCAACCUGGGGUCCCCAGAUGUUUUUGGCCUUCAACUCCCAGAAAUCCUAGCAGCUGGUAAACUGGCUGUGAUUUCUGGGAGUUGUAGGCCAAAAACAUCUGGGGACCCCAGGUUGAGAACCACUGCUUUACACCCUAAUAUCAAACUAAGCAGGGCCAGGUUUGGUUAGUACUUGGAAAAAAGUACCAUAGAUAGCCAGUUACCAUGUGGGAAGAUUCUUGCCUGAAAUCCUAGAGGACUAGUCAGAGUUGACAGUACUAUGUACCAUGGACCAAUGGGCUGAAUAAAUAUAAGGUAGCUACUAGCUUCUUAUGUUUUCAUGAUAUAGCAUACAUUGUAAGCUAUUGUAUAUGAACUGGCAUUAGUUGGAUGCUGUCAGUACAAUAUAGUACAACUGCAUGUUAGUUAUCAAACCUGUGCUUUACCCUACUCCCAGUGUUAUCUCUGAGUGCACCCUUUACCUUCUGCCGCAUAAUUGAAAAGCUGCAAUUCACUUCCUGUGGAGCAAAAUAAAUGCCUUUAAAAAAAAAAAACAA